UGUGUGUGGGUGCCCAAGGGAGCCAGGGCUGGGAGGGGCCGGCGGCCUUUGGCUUUCCCGUGCUUCUGCUGCCUCUUGCCUGCCUGCCUGCCCGCCCGUCCGCCCGCGGAGUGGAGCUGCUCCCACUUGGCGUGUUUACUGAGAUUGCUGGGUUGUUGAGCUCAAAGGUUAAAAGUUGUCUGACUGCUUUACCCUGACUGCAAGUGUUAGCAGCACAACCUCCACACCCCAGAGAGCUUUCCACAUUGUCAUGUGAGGAAGAUCAUAAAUGGAAGCAUUUGGGAAGCCUGCCAAGCCAUGUGAUGUUGUUUCUCAACACUGUAGACCUUGCUUCUCUGUUAUUGCUUUUGGCCAUGGAACAAGACUGCUAAGUAUUUUCAAACCCGUGUCUUUUGCUUCCCUCUGUCUAAUUGGAGCAAACAGCUGGGAGAGACUGUUGCUCAAUGACACCCUUUAAAAGCUCUCUUCUCUCCGCCCUGAAGAAGAAUUUCAGAGUGGAAGAGGCGGACUGGGCAGCACGCUGAAUCCUUGGGCUAUUGCCUCAUCACAUCUGCAGUCUUCACAGCCUAGCCCUAACAUUCCUGAAAUUGGGAAACCGGCCAUGGCAAAGAAGAGAGUUGCAAUUAUAGGAGGUGGCUCCAGUGGACUUUGUAGCAUCAAAUGCUGUUUAGAUGAGGGUCUAGAGCCUACAUGCUUCGAGAGCAGUGAAGACAUUGGGGGGCUCUGGAGGUUCAAGGAGAAUCCUGAGGAGGGACGGGCCAGCAUCUAUAGAUCUGUCAUCAUCAACACCUCCAAAGAGAUGAUGUGCUUCAGCGACUUCCCCAUCCCAGACGACUUCCCCAACUACAUGCACAACUCCAAGAUUAUGGAUUAUUUCCGGAUGUACGCCAAGCACUUUGAUCUUCUGAAGUAUAUCCAUUUCAGGACUAAGGUAUGCAGUGUAAAAAGGCGCCCAAACUUCUCUAGCACUGGCCAAUGGGAUGUUGUCACGGAGACGGGUGGAAAAGAAGAAUCAUCCAUCUUUGAUGCAAUCCUGGUUUGCACUGGGCAUCACACAAAUGCACAUCUGCCGCUGAACUCCUUCCCAGGAAUUGAGAAGUUCAAAGGUCGCUACUUUCACAGUCGUGAUUACAAGAGUCCAGAUGAGUUUGCCGGGAAAAGAGUAAUUGUGAUUGGCAUUGGGAACUCAGGCGGGGACCUCGCUGUGGAGAUAAGUCGCGCGGCACAACAGGUGUUUCUCAGUACUCGCCGAGGGGCAUGGAUACUGAAUCGUGUUGGGGAAGGAGGCUAUCCAGCAGAUGUGGUACUUUCUACUCGGUUUAAUAUGUUACGGAAGAAGUGCUCAACCAUGUCCAUGGUAAAUCACUGGUUGGAGAAUCAUUUAAAUGCAAGAUUCAACCAUUCUCAUUAUGGCCUGAAACCUAAACACAGGGUUUUCAACCAACAUCCAACCGUCAAUGAUGAUCUUCCAAACUGCAUUAUUUCAGGGAAAGUGCUGGUGAAACCAAACAUCUGUGAAUUUACUGAAACUGGUGCUGUCUUUGAAGAUGGCUCUAAGGAAGACAAUAUUGAUUUUGUUGUCUUUGCCACAGGAUACAGUUUCUCUUUUCCCUUCCUGGGAAACACUGUGAGAGUCAUUGAGAACCAGACCGCCCUGUAUAAAUUUGUCUUUCCCCCUCACUUGGAGCAGCCCACUCUGGCAAUCAUUGGCCUCGUGCAACCCCUGGGUGCCAUCAUGCCCAUUUCAGAGCUGCAGGCUCGCUGGGCAGUCCGUGUGUUUAAGGGACUUGCUAAGAUACCAUCAACAAGUGGGAUGAUGUUGGAUAUCACCAGGACAUCAGCAGCAAUGGCUAAACGGUAUGUGAAAAGCCAGCGUCACACCAUCCAAGUGGACUAUAUUGAGUACAUGGAUGAAUUGGCUUGUCUGAUGGGGGUCAAGCCCAGUGUGUGGCCUCUGUUUCUUUCUGACCCCAAACUGGCCUGGGAGCUUUUGUUUGGGCCAUGCACACCCUAUCAGUACCGCCUCGAAGGACCAGGGAAAUGGGAUGGAGCCAGGAAAGCCAUCUUGACACAACACGACCGGAUCCUGAAACCCUUGAGAACGAGGCCUGUUGACAAUUCAAGCAGCAACACCUUUGUGCCCCUGUGGAUCCAGCUGGUUGGCCUUGUGGCUCUCUUGGCUGCAAUUUUUACUUAUUUUUAAAUGCUGAAGAACAACAUUGUUUAAUAAGAAGAGGAAUUGGUUGAAACCAAUCAUAAAUCCCUCCAAACAAAUAAAUCCUGAGGAUAUGAUAGCUUCACUAAUGAAAUUUAUAAAUGUUUCAAAGAUACUGUACUUCAAUCCCUAUUUUGCACAGAACUUUCAAUAGAAUUUUAGACGGUGGCCUCCUCCCCCUGACUCCUGCAAACUCUCCUGGAUUGGUUAUUCCCAAACCUUUUAAAAACAUUUUUUAGGAACCCUAUAGUUCCUAAAAAUUGCUCUUCUUAACAAUUAUAAAACCUAUUUUCACAAAACAUUUUAAUGCUAUAAACAAUUAAUUCAUGUGGACCAAUCAGGUUUUGUGCCAAACAUACAAUUAUAUGUAUAUUAAGUGUUAUUCAAAUUUGUCAGUUAAUUCAAUUAUAUCUUACUGUUUUAUCCCUCAAAAUUUUUAAAGUGUGGGUUGUAAUUUUGUUAAAAUAAAGUGUAUUUUAGCCCCAAA
Molecule: messenger RNA, 2702 nt
Organism: Zootoca vivipara (common lizard)
Lineage: Eukaryota; Metazoa; Chordata; Lepidosauria; Squamata; Lacertidae
Product: flavin-containing monooxygenase 5
Molecular function (GO): flavin adenine dinucleotide binding; N,N-dimethylaniline monooxygenase activity; NADP binding
Source: RefSeq, a predicted model, not a curated record